This is a messenger RNA of Fomitiporia mediterranea MF3/22, 1206 nucleotides long. RefSeq names its product kinase-like protein. The record is from RefSeq and is a predicted model, not a curated record. The coding region runs from base 1 to 1206 and encodes 401 amino acids. Gene Ontology annotation, biological process: protein phosphorylation. The transcript is spliced from 16 exons. Gene Ontology annotation, molecular function: protein kinase activity; ATP binding. Lineage: Eukaryota; Fungi; Basidiomycota; Agaricomycetes; Hymenochaetales; Hymenochaetaceae.
AUGUAUAAGAAAGCCAAGCUUAUGCGACGCGCAUCGCUCCAACGAGUCUGUCUAGAGUUUGGGACGAAUAGUCCCAGCAUAAGGAUAUUGUUGCAUGCCAUUGUGGAGUCAAGGGUUCUGUUAAUGGCGGAUGUCAGACCAACUCAGACGCAACUAACAGUCACUGGCUGUCAAUUGGAUCGACGAAUAAGUAAGCGGGUGGCAGGAUCCAGCCAUGCGUCGGUUUCACUGUUUACUUUGCAAGCCGACAACCAAUCAUUGCAAACAUCCAUCCUGCAAGGUCCCUACGGCCUCAGGAGAGGUGCAGUGAUGAGUACACCUAGCCAGCAAGCACUAGUAUUACCAAGAAUAGACAAAUUAAAGGCAAUUAAAUUAAAUGAUGGUGUGAAAGGGGAGUUACGUGCUCUAUUGGAGACAGAGAAUCUGUGCUUGAACGUACUUCCUCCCCCCCAUGAAUCACAGAAAGUGCCCGUGGGAAAGGGAAAGUCUUCAUUCAUAUUCCUAGUAGAUCAUGCUGGUAUCAAAGAAACAGGUGUCCAGGGAAAGCUUGCAGCCAAGCUCAUCCCAAGAUACACUUUUCCUGGGGGUGGUUCUUUGAAUAGCAAACAACAGAAGCACACAAAAGAGUUUGCACAGAAAGAAGCCAAAUAUCUGAUGGAACUGAGCCACGAGCAUCCACAUAUUUUAUACUGCUACGGUCUAUUUGUGAACCCUGUAUAUUGGGUCAUUCUCACCGAAUAUGCUGAACAAGGCGACGUCUUUAACUACUAUACAGGAUACAGGGCAACACAUAAUGACAACUGCCCUGCCGAAAGAUUUAUACACCGAGACAUAAAAUCUGAGAAUAUGCUAAGAACAUCUAAAGCAACUCCUGAUUUCACUUCACUGCAAGGAAUAACCGUUCUCGGUGAUUUUGGAUUUAUGGUUAAGAAAGAUUCUAAAGGGAAAGCAGAAGGUUUUGUUGGGUCAACAGGAUUUUAUGCUCCAGAGUUGCUACUGAAUAGUAAUAAACCAUACUCAGACAAAGUAGAUAUGUGGGCUAUAGGAGUUAUAACAUACACCUUUCUAGCAAAAUGCAAUUUUCUUAAUGAUGUUAGGUACUUUCUUGACAAGGAAAAGACUUUAUUUACAAAUGCUUGCAUCCAGAUCCAACUAAAAGAAUUUCUGCAAGAAGAGCACUUCUUCACCCAAAAGAAGUCCCUUUGA